Molecule: messenger RNA, 1401 nt
Organism: Echinococcus granulosus
Lineage: Eukaryota; Metazoa; Platyhelminthes; Cestoda; Cyclophyllidea; Taeniidae
Product: UDP-glucose 6-dehydrogenase
Exons: 8
Coding region: 1-1401 (466 amino acids)
Biological process (GO): polysaccharide biosynthetic process; glycosaminoglycan biosynthetic process
Cellular component (GO): cytosol; nucleus
Molecular function (GO): NAD binding; UDP-glucose 6-dehydrogenase activity
Source: RefSeq, a predicted model, not a curated record
AUGGUGGGCAAGAAAUACAAGAUUUGCGGCGUCGGCGCGGGUAUUUUGGGUGUCCCUGUUUGUGCCGUCAUCGCCUCAAAAUGUCCAGAGUAUUCUGUUAGUGUCGUAGACUGUGACAGAGACAUCAUUAACCAGUGGAACAAUGGACCCGAUUAUCCCAUUUCUGAGGUUGGGCUGGAUGAUUUGCUUAAACAAUGCAAUGGCAAGAAUUUUAUAAUUUCCUCCGAAGCCGAUGCGUACCUUGCCGAUGCCGAUAUCAUCCUCAUUUGUGUGAAAACUCCUGCCAAAUCUCUCGGUGUUGGUCGCGGCAGGGCUGCCGAUUUGGGCAGUAUUGAGGCAGUGUCGCGUCAAAUUGUCGCCUCGGGAAACUCUUCGGCCAUUGUGGUUGUCCAAAGCACCGUGCCCAUUGGUGCUACUGAUCUCAUUAAUAGCAUCUUCUCUGCAAACAAAAAGCAACCUUCGAAACUCAUCGUUCUAUCUAAUCCUCAAUUCGUCUCCGAGGGCAGUGUAAUUGAAAAUCUCCUCCAUCCAGAUCGUGUUGUACUGGGUGGAGAGGCGGAUGCGGUUUCAAGAAAGGCUACCAAUGUUAUUAGUAGUAUUUAUGAGCGUUGGGUGCCCAAGGAGAAGAUUCUUACAAUGUCUACCAAAUCGGCGGAGGUUACAAAACUUGUGACGAAUGCCUUUCUGGCUCAACGCGUGAGUAGUAUCAAUGCCAUCUCAAGUGUAUGCGAGGAGACAGCAGCUGACGUGCGACAGGUUGCCGAUGCCGUGGGCCGGGAUACACGUGUUGGUGGACACUUCCUUGAUGCCGGUCUUGGAUUUGGGGGUAAUACACUACCACCGGAUCUUCAUCAUCUGGUCUACACUUGUGAGUCAUUAGAGUUACCAAUAGUUGCAGCCUUCUGGAACGCAGUAUUGACUGUCAAUGAGUUCCAAGUGUCGAGAUUCUUCCGCAAAAUCACAGCACAUUACUGCGAGACUCUGCGAGACAAGAGGCUGGCUCUCCUCGGUUGUGCCUUCAAAAAAGGCACACCAGAUGUCAAAAACAGUCCGGCAAUUAUGAUAUGUUGCCGCUUGCUGUUAGAGGACUCCACCAUCGCGGUGUAUGAUCCUCUGGCUAAAAAGGAAUUCCUUGUGGAUGCGAUUACAGAUAUACUGGGACAGAAGCCAGCCAACAUCGACAAUUUGAUUUGGUGCGCAACACCAAUGGAGGCUGCUGAAAACGCGGACGGAAUUAUCGUCUGUACAGAUUGUGAUGAAUUUAAGACCCUGGACUACAAUGCACUCUACCAAACAAUGCGAAAACCGGCCUCCUUCUUUGACGGACGUCUAGUGGCGCCUCAUCGAGAGUUGCAAGAGAUCGGCUUCCGUGUGGAAGCACUUGGAGUUCGUCUGAAGUGA